This is a messenger RNA of Symbiodinium sp. CCMP2456, 2373 nucleotides long. The record is from the annotation of a GenBank genome assembly. NCBI's taxonomy places the organism in Eukaryota, Dinophyceae, Suessiales, Symbiodiniaceae.
AUGACAGCAGUUAUUCGGCCUAGCGGGCAGACCGAGCUGAGCAACGAAGGGCGGGCCCGAGCAGCGACCAUCGCUGAGCUCCAGCUACGAUACGAGCCCAAGAUUCAAAAAGACGCGCAGCUCACAAGAAGCUUCACGAGGUGCGUGCAGUCUUCCGUGUCCUCGUCAAAGAUCCCCACACGGCUGCGGCGCAAGCUGAACGACAUCGGCGAGCAGCGAGUCUUGAAGGCCGGAUUGACUCGGCUCUGCACGCUGCUCACACAAGGUUUGAGCAGCCAGGUGCUUUCCGAACUUCCCCAGCGGUCGGGAGGAGGUCAGCUAUUUAUGACGCCAUCCUUCUACCAACGCCUGCUACGUGGUCAGACAGAGCUCAAAGUCUUGCUCGAAGGUGAUGUGGCUGCGGCUCAAUCGGACCUGCGCCAUCUCCGACUUGUCCAGCUCCUCAGCAUCCGAGUUUCCACGCUUGACUGGGCCACAGAGUCGCAUUCACACAGUGCUCAUACGAAUUUCCUGAUGUCUCUGGACAUGCAUCUCUUUGAGCGGUUGGCUCGCGAGUUCCUGCGUACAAUACCAGAUGUGAAGCCAGCGACUCUGCAUGCACUAGGCCUUCGGAUUGCCUUAGUCGCCGGCGCCGAGGAGGUGAUUGCGCAGGGCUGGGGCCAGCGAUCUGUCCACGGUGCCGGGGAUGCCCUGCCGGCAUUGCCCGAGGUCUGGGCAUUGGCCCUUGGUCCAGAGUGGGCUCCGGCGCGGGUGGCUUUCUUCCAUUCCAGGGAGUUGUGGCUUCAACUUUGCGACGGCGAGCUGCGCAAUGUGCAGGAUGUCGUGGCCGGCCACAAAGUCGCCGUCACCACAGACCGCUCCACUGGUGUGGGCAAGGAUCGUUUCCUCCAUUGGGAAAUCGCCGUGCUGGAUCCUUCGUUUGAGGAUAUCCUGGACGAGAUGAAACAACAAGAUCAGGCAUUUGCUGAGCAGAAAAAGAUCUGCUCCGAGCUGACAGCAGUGCUCAAGAAGCGGAUGUCUGGCCGGGCGAAGGAAUUGGGCCUGGUCGUCGAGCCGGAGGAGGCUCCGCAGCACAAGGAGUUGCAGCAAAGCGGAGCUCCGGAACAGCCCGAACUUUCUGCAGUGCUGCCCGAGGAGACCGCAGCUCCGGAGCCGCCAGAAAGACUGGCGGAGGCUGAGCCUCCUGAGGAGUUCAGCACACCGGAGCGGGCCGACCGAAGCGCAGCUCACGAGGCAGGGUCGCUUGACGUCUACACCCCCGAGCCCGUCACAAAGGCAGCAGUGUCAGAGAUCUCCAGCCGGGGUUCCUCGCCGCCAAGACCCCGCAGGAUCUCUAUGUCCAAGGAGUCAACGGAGUCGAACGGCAAGCAAGGAAGCAUCCUCCCGUCCGCCAUGGCUCGUCGGCGAUUGGACGGAAGAAGCUGGAUUCCCCGAUGUGGAGGCUUUGUGGUACUCUUCCUGCUUGCAGCCCUUUCAAGCGGCUACCCCCCCAGUGUCUUUAUCCGGUCUGCCGAAUGGUCCGACCUUGCAUCGUUGAAGGGCGCUGAUGUUCUGCCGCUUAUCACCGACAUUGGCUUGGACCUGGGCCUCGACGGCAGCAACUCAGGCUUGGAGAUCUCCGGAGCUUCUGGCUCCUGCAGUUUCAUUGCGGAUUUCGGUAUCCUGGACAUCCCCUUGGUGGGGCACAUUCGCAGCCGUGCGGGGCUCCGGUACAGCCCGCUGUAUCCAAGCGGGGCGCUGGAGCUUGGCUUCCGGAAGGAACUGCGCACGGACACCGCACAAGGCUACCAGCUUUUUAUGGGCCUUCAGUCUACAGGUGAUGACCGCCGGCUGGACAUGCUGGCAGACAUUGGGGCGUUGAAGCUGUUCCGGAAGGCGCGAGCCAAAGAGUCCAAAGAGGAAGAGGCGGCAAGAGGGCCCAAGUGGAAUCAGAUGGGCUCGUCCCUGGGAGUCACCCAGACAGAGAUGCCUCCCCACAAGCGAGGACAGCUGACAAUUGGCUGGCGCACUGGGCUCUUGGACGUAGGGCUUGAAGGUGGAAAGGUCCAACCGGCCGCCGCGGCCCGCGCCCACAGAACCACAAAAUCUCGAGGGCUGCGCGACAACCUCUUGGACUCGUCGCCCUGUGCCUCGUACUCCAUCGAUCUGGUGACAGUGGCCCCAGCACCAUUACAAGUCACGUUGCCUGCAGAGGUGUCCUGGACAGUUCUACCGGAACAUCGCGUUCUCGAGCAUGCUUUGCACAUUCGAAGCAAAGCAGAUGAUUCUGGGGGCAAGGCGACGCUGACGGCCCUCCUGGAGCAAUCGCUCUGUGCUCAUCGAGCACGACUCCGACUCGGCCCCUUAUGGGAGACGGGAUGUAGAUGCGAGUAG